UGCAGGUGAAAACAGAACGUUUCAUCAGGCGUGUAUGAUCAGUUAGGUGUAUAUAAGCCAAGCGUCUCACGGUGUCAAGCAUCAGAAACCAUCCACAGCUUGGAGAAUCAGAAAAUCUCACCAAGGAUAGUACAAAUUGUAUAGAAGUUAAAAAUGAAGUUCGCCACAGUCGUAGUCAUUCUCGCUGCCGUCGUUGGUAUUGAAUGCUCAGUCAUUGCACUUGGACCAGGCCUUUCUUACACUGCCGUUAGUGGUCCAACUUUGGUUGCUGCCGCUCCAGGAAUCGCCACUAUUCGAGGUCCUGCCAUUGGUGCUAUCGCUCCAGCUGCUGUGGCUAUUGCCCCAGCUCCUGCCGUAGUUGCACCAGCCAUCGUUGCUGCUCAAGGAAGCUACGUUGCCCAAACCCGUGGUGCAGUUCAUGUUGCUCCUUUGGAUGGACAUGCAAACUCAGCCGCUUCAAUUAAUUUGCAACCUGCUCCAGGAACUAUUUAAAAUUGUGAAACUUUCCUCACUAUGAACUUACAUGCCAUUGAUUAUUGUACCACGAUUGCCUUCUCUUAGUAAUUUAUUGAGAAAUUUAGGUAUUAUUUGAAGCAAUAAAGGAGAUCUCAUUGAU
This is a messenger RNA of Hermetia illucens (black soldier fly), 616 nucleotides long. RefSeq names its product adult cuticle protein 1-like. The coding region runs from base 154 to 492 and encodes 112 amino acids. NCBI's taxonomy places the organism in Eukaryota, Metazoa, Arthropoda, Insecta, Diptera, Stratiomyidae. The record is from RefSeq and is a predicted model, not a curated record. The transcript is spliced from 2 exons.